AUGGACGCAAAGAUAACACUGAAAGAGCGGUUUCUCAAAAUUGUUCCGCCAUUCAUGAAAGAUCCUUCCGUCUGGGUUCCGCUCGUCGUCGGGCUCUACGUACUCAUCCUUGGCCUCUGCCUCACCGGUGCAUUAAAGAGGCAAAAAACAUCCAUCCGAGAGCUCAGAAGAGAGCAGAAGAAAAUCUUUACUCGGAAUGUUGGAGAGAGUGAGGAUGGGGCUCCUGUCAAGCAGAUGAAUGCUGGGAUUGGGAAGCGGCGCAAUGGAAGGAAAGGGGUUGAGAUGGGAGCCUGGAACAACAUCGGCUGUCGAUGA
Messenger RNA from Cadophora gregata, 315 nucleotides. RefSeq lists its product as uncharacterized. Lineage: Eukaryota; Fungi; Ascomycota; Leotiomycetes; Helotiales; Ploettnerulaceae. The record is from RefSeq and is a predicted model, not a curated record. The transcript is spliced from 2 exons. Bases 1 to 315 code for a protein of 104 amino acids.